Messenger RNA from Salvia splendens (bonfire salvia), 975 nucleotides. RefSeq lists its product as uncharacterized. Gene Ontology annotation, molecular function: catalytic activity. Bases 1 to 975 code for a protein of 324 amino acids. NCBI's taxonomy places the organism in Eukaryota, Viridiplantae, Streptophyta, Magnoliopsida, Lamiales, Lamiaceae. The transcript has a single exon. The record is from RefSeq and is a predicted model, not a curated record.
AUGGAACCACUCACGGCCCCAAAUCCGGUGAAGUUUUCUAAAGCUUUGGGGAUGAAUUUUAAGGCAGCAAACUCCAACGGAAAGAUAUGGUUUUUUGUGGAGGAAGGGGCGGAUUUUGAGGUGGUGGACGACUCGGACCAAAUAAUCCACGGGAAAUACCUUUGCCCGUGGCUACCUUGUUCCAUUAUGGUGUCGGCCGUGUACGCAAAGUGUACUAGGGGAGAACGAGUUGCGCUUUGGGACAAAAUGAGAGAAAUUUCAGUAAACACCGAAGGGAUGCCUUGGGUCAUUGGCGGGGAUUUUAACACCAUCCUCUCUACACGAGAUAGGGCCGGAAGUGACACUAAUCGACAAACGGAGAUGAUCGACUUCGCCGAAGCAAUCGAGGACUGCAGACUACUUGACCCAGGCUAUGACGGGUCGGACUUUACGUGGGCCAAGAAUGGCCUCUUCGAAAGACUAGAUCGGGUGUUGGUAAAUGAACCGUGGGCCCGAAUCUUUGAAGCGGUGACGGCAACAAACCUUCCGCGGGUGGCCUCGGAUCAUUGCCCGGUGCUGGUGCGGUGCAAGUUGCCAAGUACUCACUCCGGGGGCAGCCCCAUCCGCUUUCAAAAUAUGUGGAUCCGCCAUGAUAGCUUCAGUGAUCUAGUUCAAGAAGAUUGGGGCAAGCCGACGGAAGCACAAGGUCUUCUCAACCUCCAAAUCAAACUUGCUAGAAUCAAGAAAACCUUGAAGAAAUGGAACAAGGAGGUCUUUGGGAAUAUCCACACUAAUCUCAGGGACUUUGAAGAGAAAAUUGUGAAGGCCCAAGCCGACUUUGAGGAGAGGCCUUCGCCGGAGAAUAGGAUGGGAAUUAACAAACUCAUUGCCGAGUACAUUUGUCUCUUGAGAAUGGAGGAAGAUUUCUGGCGUCAAAAAACUACUCUCCGAUGGCUCACGGAGGGAGAUAAAAAUACGAGAUUCUAUCAAAGUUAG